UUAACACAAAUGGACGAUGAACGCAAUAUUGACAGACAAGUAAGAAGUAAUUCGGUUUUUUCUUCUGCUGUGGACUCACAAAUUGACUGGAAUGGUUUGGAAUUGAAUUUAUUCCUUAAAAUUUCAUUUUUAGAACUUUUUGCAAGAAUGGAUAAACAUCAAGGAAGUGUGGAUGAUUUUAAGAAAUUAAUGUAUAAGGUUCAAAGUAAACGCAGAGAAUUUGUUUGUGCCUUUCUUAGAGACUACGAGGCGACAACUAAUAUUGAAAAUGCUGACAAAACUUUGUUUUCAUGUUUAGUUGAAUGUCUCCAAUUAUUUCGCAAAGUUUACUUAAUUUUAUCAAAUUCUGAGAAUUAUCAAAAGGAUGUGAUAUCAAACAGCGAAAAAAUGCGAAUUAACAUUAAAGACGAAAUUAUUGGACUUCAAAAAGAUUUGGUUCUUCUAGACAGACUUCAUUCAAUUCACAAUACAACCAAUAAUUAUGUUAAAAAGUUGUUUGAAAUUAUUGACUUUUCUGGUGUUUUAGCUCCAUAUCAUCCAACUAGUUCUCAAGUAUUUUUUGAAGAACAGGCAAAAUGUGUCAAUUUUUUGAAACGUUUUGUCGAUAAUUCCGAAUCAGGUAGAAAGCCUAUAAUGAUAACUGACUGGGAUGGGACAAUGAAAGAUUAUUGCUCACAAUAUGUUACAAACUUGCAGCCAAUUUAUAGUGCCCUUAGUAUGGCUAUUUUUUCAAAUAAAUGUACUCGAGUUACUGCUGUCUUAACUGCUGGACCGUUACGAGGACCGGGUAUUCUUGAUUUGACAUCAUUACCUAAAGACGGUCCUGUUGUUUUUGGUGGAUCUUGGGGACGUGAAUGGUGGUUGGAUGGGAAAAGGUAUUUCUGAUGCUG
Messenger RNA from Meloidogyne enterolobii, 890 nucleotides. The record is from the annotation of a GenBank genome assembly. Lineage: Eukaryota; Metazoa; Nematoda; Chromadorea; Rhabditida; Meloidogynidae.